AUGGAAGAUACACCAUUAGCUUCGUUGUCUCUGACUCAUGUUCAUUACAACCCCAAUGACCAACUGUCCUAUGCCUCAGCAUGGAUGGCAUUGGUCCCACAGGCACUAUGUGUCUCUUAUGCAACAUUGAUCUGGUCAACAAGAGAAGUAGAAGUGAUCAUGAUGUUUGUGGGACAAAUGGGGAGUGAAGUCUUGAAUUUGGUCUUGAAACGCGUCAUCAAGGAAGAGCGACCGAAAGAGAUGUUCGGCAAGGGGUACGGCAUGCCUUCUUCCCACGCUCAGUUCAUGACCUUCUUCUCCGUGUACCUCACGUUCUUCCUCCUCUUCCGUCACAGCCAAGCCUCCGCUAGCUCUUACCCCAAUGUCGCCGUCCUCCUACGAGUCCUGGUUAUGCUGGCUCUUUGCAUUGGAGCCGCCGCCGUCGCCGCUAGCCGCAUCUACCUCAACUACCAUACCCCGAAACAAGUCCUCGCCGGCUGUGCUGCUGGGUUCGUAUGCGCCUGUGGGUGGUUCAUGAUCACUAGCCUGCUCCGACGGUCUAAGUGGAUCGAAUGGACCCUGGACACGACUAUCUCCCGGCUGAUCAGAGUCCGGGAUCUCGUCGUUAGUGAGGACUUGGCUGAGGCCGGCUGGCAACGUUGGGAGUCCCAGCGGUUGAAGCGUCGCGGUCUCAGUAAUGGAAAGAAAUCGGAAUAG
This is a messenger RNA of Penicillium bovifimosum, 696 nucleotides long. RefSeq names its product phosphatase PAP2 family protein. NCBI's taxonomy places the organism in Eukaryota, Fungi, Ascomycota, Eurotiomycetes, Eurotiales, Aspergillaceae. Gene Ontology annotation, biological process: lipid biosynthetic process; protein N-linked glycosylation. The transcript has 3 exons. The record is from RefSeq and is a predicted model, not a curated record. Gene Ontology annotation, cellular component: intracellular membrane-bounded organelle; endoplasmic reticulum membrane. Bases 1 to 696 code for a protein of 231 amino acids. Gene Ontology annotation, molecular function: dolichyldiphosphatase activity.